AUGGGUCCACCGAAAAAUGUCAUUGUGAUAGUAGGCACAACAGGAGUUGGGAAAUCUCAAUUCAGUAUAGAAGUAGCAAAGAGGUUCAAUGGUGAGAUUAUAAAUGCCGACUCUAUGCAAAUGUAUAAAGGGGCUGAUAUCAUCACCAAUAAGCAUCCCAUGGAGGAAAGAGAAGGGAUCCCACAUCAUGUCAUGAACCAUAUCAACUGGGAUGAAGAGUAUUUCAUUCACAGAUUUGAAAAAGAAGCACUAUCAACAAUCAGUGAUAUACACUCUAGAGGCAAAAUACCCAUAAUAGUUGGUGGUACACACUAUUAUCUCAACUCAUUAUUAUUUUUGAACAAAACAAUUAAAGUUAAAGAACCAGAAAAGGACAGCUCCGAAAAGCUAACUGAAGAUCAAAAAAGGGUCCUAGAUGGUCCACCAGAAGAGGUGUUCAAGACCUUGCAGAUUGUUGAUCCAGUUGCUGCUGGUAAAUUCCAUCCAAAUGACACAAGAAGAGUCAGAAGAGCAUUAGAAAUUUUUUAUACAACAAACAAGAAGGCUAGUGAUCAUUAUGAAGAACAAGUUGAGUCAGAUCAGGACAAAUCAGGUCUUAGAUUCAACACCUUAGCAUUUUGGCUAUUUGCCCAGAAGCCAAUACUGGACAAAAGGUUAGACGAAAGGGUGGAUAAAAUGCUUUCCAAUGGUGGUAUGGCUGAAAUAAACGAGCUAUAUGAAUAUUAUACCAAAAGUGAGCCAAAGCCUGAUUGUGAAAGAGGAAUUUGGCAAGUUAUUGGAUUCAAAGAAUUCUUGCCAUGGUUGGAAGGUGAAAGAACAGAUAAUGAGCUCAAGAUAUCAAUUGAAGAUAUGAAAUCUCGAACUCGACAAUAUGCUAAAAGACAAGUUAAAUGGAUCAAAAGUCUAUUAGCUGCUGAUUUGGCCAAAGAGAAAGAUCAUAACUAUGUGAAAGGUGGCCGCCUGUUUCUUUUAGAUGCUACUGACUUAUCAACAUGGCAAUCAAAUGUCACAGAAAGGGGAUUGGAAAUCACAGAAAGAUUUUUGGAAGGGAAGGAAGAUACAUUACAACAAGCACCAGAUGGGCUUGAGGACAUGUUGCCAUUAGAAGCAGAGAAAGAGGACAAAUCUACACAAUGGAAACAUUUUACAUGUGAUAAAUGUUUUAACAAAGACAACACACCAGUGAUUGCUAUUGGUGAAAAACAGUGGGAGAUUCAUUUGAAGAGCCACAGACAUAAAACCAACGCAAAUAGAGGUAAACGCAAAAGGGAGUAUGAAGAAUGGCUCGCCAAACAGCAGAGUACCGAAACCAUUGAAAAAGCCUAA
Hansenula anomala is the source of this 1326-nucleotide messenger RNA. It is a transcript of the gene MOD5, whose product is annotated as tRNA dimethylallyltransferase. Gene Ontology annotation, cellular component: mitochondrion. Gene Ontology annotation, biological process: tRNA modification. NCBI's taxonomy places the organism in Eukaryota, Fungi, Ascomycota, Saccharomycetes, Phaffomycetales, Wickerhamomycetaceae. Gene Ontology annotation, molecular function: ATP binding; tRNA dimethylallyltransferase activity. The transcript has 2 exons. The record is from RefSeq and is a predicted model, not a curated record. Bases 1 to 1326 code for a protein of 441 amino acids.